Messenger RNA from Colossoma macropomum (tambaqui), 3414 nucleotides. RefSeq names its product glucuronic acid epimerase a (gene glcea). Gene Ontology annotation, molecular function: heparosan-N-sulfate-glucuronate 5-epimerase activity. The record is from RefSeq and is a predicted model, not a curated record. Bases 316 to 2067 code for a protein of 583 amino acids. Lineage: Eukaryota; Metazoa; Chordata; Actinopteri; Characiformes; Serrasalmidae. Gene Ontology annotation, biological process: heparan sulfate proteoglycan biosynthetic process. Gene Ontology annotation, cellular component: Golgi apparatus. The transcript has 4 exons.
CACUCCGUGAUGUACAGUGAUGCAGGUUUGGAAGAAGGGGGCUUUGUUUGUGGUCAGAUUUGUUGUCAGUUCAUUUGAAAUAGCUUUAAAAUUCAGAUAACAGCAGCACUUCAGUCUUGUCCUCUGCUGUGUGAACGUACUGAGCAGGACACUACAGGUGCAGUGUGUUUUAAGUGUCCCCUGGUCACUGAUGGAAUUUCUUAGGCAGCCAGCACCAGAGCCUGAAGGCAGACUUGAGGCGGGCAGCUCCUGCAGCGUACCUUGAGAUGUCUUCCAGUGUAAGAUCUGCUGCCUCUGCAUGGCUGUGAUGUGAGGAUGCGCUGCCUGGUGGCGAGAGUCAACCACAAGACUCUGAUAGUCAUCUGUGCAGUCUUCGCCCUGAUUACUGUGCUGCUAUGGAACAAGUGCUCGAGCGACGUGACUUUCCAUACCCCAACCAAGCCCCAACCUGAGCCUGCACCCACCCUGGAGGAAGAGGAGGACAAUGGGCAGCCCCCAGAAGCACCCCCUGUGGCCAGGGAGGUCCCGUAUGAGGAAAUUGACUGCCUCAUCAAUGAGGAUAUCACCAUCAAAGGGCGCCGGGAGGGCAAUGAGGUGUACCUGCCCUUCAGCUGGGUGGAGAAGUACUUUGACGUGUAUGGACGUCUGGUGCAGUAUGACGGUACAGAGCGCUUUGAAUUCUCCCACAGCUACUCACGGGUGUACGCCCAGAGGGAGCCCUAUCAUCCGGAUGGGGUCUUUAUGUCCUUCGAGGGCUACAACGUGGAGGUGAGAGACCGGGUGAAGUGCAUCAGCGGAGUGGAGGGUGUGCCCAUAUCCACACAGUGGGGACCACAAGGCUACUUCUACCCUAUACAGAUAGCUCAGUAUGGACUGAGUCACUACAGUAAGAACCUUACAGAGAAGCCACCUGACAUAAAGACUUACGGUAUGGAAGAGAGAGAUGGCAGCUCCAACCCCUGGACUGUUCCCAAGGGCUGUUCCCUUUCCAAGGUCCAUGACCCAGGCAACUCAGCCACUGUUCACCAGUUCAACACACCAGACAAUUCUGAGGGUAUAUCUCUGCCUCUGGACAACUCAAAGGAUUUUGUCCUGUCCUUCAACUUAAAGUUCACUUCCAACGGCAGCGUGUCAGUGGUUCUGGAGACAACGGAGAAAGGACCCCCGUAUGUCAUCCACUAUGUCACUAGCUCCCUCCUCAUUUCCUUUAAGGACAGGCAGGUCACGUAUGGCAUUGGUCCCCGAACAGCCUGGAGUUUGCUGAGUCGAGACUUGGUGACUGACCUGCGUAAGGGAGUUGGUUUGUCCAACACCAAAGUAGUGAAGGCGACUCGGAUCAUGCCUCGACGUGUGGUCCAACUGGAACUGCAUGGCUCAGGUUUCAUCAGCAACAUCAGCAUCUCCUCCACAGCUCACAUGGCUGCCUUCUUUGCUGCGAGUGAUUGGCUCCUCCGCAAUCAGGACGAGCGUGGCGGAUGGCCAAUCAAAGUGGCUCGGAAGUUGGGGGAGGGCUUUAAAACCUUGGAACCUGGCUGGUACUCGGCUAUGGCCCAGGGCCAAGCCAUGUCCACUCUGGUGAGGGCUUACCUGGUCACACAUGACCCUGUGUACCUUAGUUCUGCCAUGAGGGCCACGGCGCCAUUCAAGCGGACCUCAGAGCAGCAUGGUGUAAAGGCCCUGUUCAUGAACAAGCACGACUGGUAUGAAGAGUACCCAACCACACCCAGCUCCUUCGUGCUCAAUGGCUUCAUCUACUCUCUGAUUGGACUUUUUGAUGUGGCAGAAAUAGCGGGGGACAAAUUUGGCCGAGAAGCGGGUAUACUGUUCAGCCGAGGAUUAGAGUCGCUGAAAGCCAUGCUGCCGCUUUUUGAUACAGGUUCUGGAACUGUGUAUGACCUGAGACAUUUCACACUGGGUGUGGCACCAAAUCUAGCGCGCUGGGACUACCAUACCACUCACAUAAACCAGCUGCAGCUGCUGGCUUCCAUAGAUAGUAGCCCCAUUUUCAGAGACUACGCCAGACGCUGGAAGACCUAUUUGAAAGGUGGUCGUGCCAAGCAUAACUAGAGUUACUCUAAAAAGACUCGUUUUUUACCAUAAGGAACCUCUUGAACUGAUAAAAACCGAAACCAAAUCGGUGUUGUGAUUAAAACAAUAAAGACUUGUUGAUAAGAAGAAUGCGGCACUUAGAGAUCUAAUCUGCAAGAUUGGUAUUGUAGUCAAUCGAGGCAUAUUUUACAGGAUCAAUCUUAACUAUACAAAGCUUGAGAAAAUAUUAAUCCUAUGUUAAGGCUAUUUUACCCCGUUUCGCUUUGUUUUCAACACUGUUGUAGAGGUGCCAGCUGAACAUUAUCCACAACUUGGAAAAAUGAAAUGCUUUUUCAAAAGUUUCAAAAUGCGGUCUAAAUGUCACCAUAUGUACAUUUCUUAAGUUAAAAUGAAAACAGCCCAACAGCCACUUGUACUAUCUGCUUUAGCAGUGUUUCAACUGUGGUUAAGCUAGCUGCCUUUAUCAGUUAAACUAGCCAGAAGUGUAAUUGGAGCAUUCAGCAGUAACAACGGUAAAGGCAAUGGUAACUAAGUAAGAUAAAGAUAAGAUUAAGUAAUUUUAAUGUAGCAUUUUGAAAAAAAAAGGCAGCCUAGCAUAUCUAAUAUAAAUUAGAUUGGUUUUACUAACUUUAAUGUUCUUGAUGUGUGGAUUGUGUGGCUGUAUUGUCUAUGAAAAUUCAACUAGUGGAUUGGUACCUGGUUUAUAAUUGAUAAUAAUGACAGUCGAUAAUUGGGCAAAAAAGUUUGCUCGAUAACCCAGUCACAGCUAAGAUAAGAAAUGUCAUCCAGUAGUUUAAGCUUAGUUCAUCUUAGACAUACAUCCACAUUUUUGAAGUUGCUAAGCUUUAAUGCUCCCAUUUCAAGAAACUGUUUUUUUAUAUUUAAACGAUUGUACCGAGAGCGACAGUUUUUUAAGACUUCUAAAAUAGUGGUUCCUUAGGAAAAGCGAUUGUGACAUUUACAUGCACUUUAAGGUAAGCACAUUAAAUCUUACAUAUUAUGGUUGGGUACAAUGAACAGUGAUAGAAGCAAAUAUUAGGACUGCGGGUAUCUGUACAGCAAUUAUGAACAGCAUAUUGUGGCAUUUCAUGACAAGAAAUGGUGGGCUUAUUCAAGGUCUUGUGGGGUGUGCAAUAGUUUUAAAUGGUGUAACUUACAUUGUAUGUUGUAUUUAUAUGUUUUGUGGUAACUGGCUGUCAGUUUGAAAUUUCUUUGCUCAUAUAGUCAUAGAAAUUGAAUUUUGAGGAGUGAUAUGUGCCAUACAGCUCACACAACACAGGUUUUGGAUAAAUGUGUAGAAAUUCUGCUUGAUUGUUUUUAUAUUAUGAACAGCUUUGAGGUUAAAAUAAAUGUAUUUAGUCAUUA